Messenger RNA from Manis pentadactyla (Chinese pangolin), 2525 nucleotides. RefSeq names its product leukotriene B4 receptor (gene LTB4R). The coding region runs from base 1 to 1200 and encodes 399 amino acids. Gene Ontology annotation, cellular component: plasma membrane. Gene Ontology annotation, biological process: inflammatory response; complement receptor mediated signaling pathway; positive regulation of cytosolic calcium ion concentration. NCBI's taxonomy places the organism in Eukaryota, Metazoa, Chordata, Mammalia, Pholidota, Manidae. Gene Ontology annotation, molecular function: complement receptor activity; leukotriene receptor activity. The transcript is spliced from 2 exons. The record is from RefSeq and is a predicted model, not a curated record.
AUGUGUCUUCCGCCUCCCCUGCUUCUUAGCACUUCCUCUCUGGCUAACUUAGCCAAAGGCACCCGGACCAGGGUCCAGCCCCCUGGAAAUAGGACAGACCUAGGGAAGGCUACACCACUCUGCCUUGUGUCUGUGAUUGGCACCAGCUUCCAACCAGUAGCUGGUAAAGCCUUCCCCUCUUCUCCAGGUGUCAUGUUCAUAUCUCUGCUGGCUAUCAUCCUACUGUCAGUGGCGCUGGCUGUGGGCCUUCCUGGCAACAGCUUUGUGGUGUGGAGCAUACUGGUAAAGAUGCGGAAGCGCUCUGUCACUGCCCUGCUGGUGCUGAACUUGGCUCUGGCUGACUUGGCUGUGUUGCUCACUGCCCCCUUUUUCCUCCACUUCCUGGCCCAAGGCACCUGGAGUUUUGGACUGGCAGGCUGCCGCCUGUUCCACUACGUCUGUGGAGUCAGCAUGUAUGCCAGUGUCCUGCUGAUCAUGGCUAUGAGUCUGGACCGCUCACUGGCAGUGGCCCGCCCUUUUAUAUCGCAGAAGCUGCGCACCAAGGCGAUUGCCUGCUGGGUGCUGGUAGGCAUCUGGGGGGUGUCCGUUUUGCUGGCCAUACCCGUCAUCGUGUACCGCAAGUUAACCUUGAGACCAAACAACAGGAGCCUGGUCUGCUUCCUGAAGUACCCCAGUGAAGGACACAGGGUUUUUCAUCUGCUCUUCGAGGCCUUCACUGGCUUUCUGCUGCCUUUCCUGGCCGUAGUGGCCAGCUACUCGGACAUUGGGCGCAGGUUGCAGGCCCGGCGCUUCCGCCGCAGCCGCCGCACAGGCCGCCUGGUGGCGCUCAUCAUCCUGGCCUUCGCGGCCUUCUGGCUACCCUACCAUGUGGUGAACCUGGCGGAGGCCGGCUGCUUGCUGGCCGGCAGGACCGCCGAGUCCGGGCCUACCGGGCAUCGGCUGUACCUGGCCCGCCAAGUGCUCAUCGCGCUGGCCUUCCUGAGCAGCAGCGUGAACCCCGUGCUGUACGCGUGCGCCGGCGGUGGCCUGCUGCGCUCAGUCGGCGUGGGCUGGGUUGCCAAGCUGUUGGAGGGCACGGGCUCCGAGGCGUUGAGCACCCGCCACAGGGGCACCGUGGGCCAGACGAUGAGGGAUGUCCGCGCCUGUCCUGAGCCUGGCCCCACCGAGAGCCUCGCUGCCUGCACCAACAGUACCGAGUGAAGCAACUGAACUGGGGGCACUAGUGGUGGGGAAGGACUCUCGUUUUCCUCCUGUAGAGCGUCCCCAAGUGAACCUGACCCAAUUCUGUUCCCCAAGGAGGAGCACGCGCCUGGGGGUGGAGAGAAGAGGGAGGGGCGGGGCAAGUAUGGGCAGAGCGGGAGCCUGACUCCCAUGCCGCUUUACAAUUAAACCUAAAUCUGAAAUUGGGCCAACCCUGUGUGGGGGGUUGUAUGCAUUAUAUGCAUUAUGGAGGAUAGGGGUGAUCCUGGGAGCCCUUGUAAGGGUCCUUCUUAGUAAUGGAGAGGCACAUCCUUUAAUUUCUCAUCAUUUUCAGUGUGGGGAGGGAUCAAAGACAGACAUAGAAAUCAGGCAUAGAAAUUCCCUCCCCCUGAGGCAGAAGGUCUGCAGAUCAUACUGUGAACAACACAGGUAUGCAGGCUCCUGAAGGAGCUGACUACAGAAGCACACGGUGUGCUCAUCACUUCAGACUCCCUGACUUAGCUGGUCUUCUGUGAAAAUUUAGCACUGCUGUGGGACCUCUGCCCUGAAGCCUGUGGUAGGUAUCAUUGUUGGCAUGACUACAACUACCUGCCAGUAAUCGUCCUCCUGGCAGAAGACAUUUGAGGGGAUUGCCUUCCUCUCCUCCAUCUCCCAAGGAGGCCACACUUGAGAACUAAGUCAUCAGAUUUUACCUUCUAGAACUCUGCACAUCAGCAUUCCUCCAGCCCGUAAAACACACUCUGGCACAGGGUGGGGCUGAGGGCCUUCUGUGAUCCUGGUCACCCUUAGGAAGCACAGAUUCCCAAAAGUGAGAGGGAUGAGUCAUUCUUCCCCAGAGCCGACUAGUCCUAGCCUUGACUGGCUCUGUUCUGACAGCCUUUUAUAGGAAGAUGUAGUAGCAGUGAUAGCAGUGUACUUUUUGCAUCUCUUGCAUAAAAAAAGAAAGAGCAACUAGAAGAAAAACCAAAGAUCCAUGUGCAAAAUCUGCAACAACCUAAGGUGUCAAGAUAUCCCCCAUGGACCCUAAAAUAUGAGUAGGUGGGAAAGAACCAUGGAUGCUUCAAGACCCACAUAAUAUCAUCAUCUGUGCAGAAAGAUGCAGAAGGAAGCAAGGGGGCAUCUGAGAGACCUGAGAUCAGGAGAACCCUGAAACUGUCUACAGGUCCUCACUGGAAAGCAUGGUGGGUCAAUCUGGAAAAGGCAGCUGAAACACAGAGGGACCUAAUAGAUUACUACCCAGGCCUCUCGCCCAUGUUGCAAAUUAAGCAUGUCAUAGGUGCUUAUGUAAGUGUCUGUUUAAUGAAUAAAGAUGAAAUGACAUUUUC